Molecule: messenger RNA, 1659 nt
Organism: Alternaria atra
Lineage: Eukaryota; Fungi; Ascomycota; Dothideomycetes; Pleosporales; Pleosporaceae
Exons: 1
Coding region: 1-1659 (552 amino acids)
Source: RefSeq, a predicted model, not a curated record
AUGGACUCUCAGGCCCCCUCCAUCAUCCCAGGUGGGCCUUCCAACAAUGUUGGGCUUACUACGGCAACCAUUCCUAUGGUCGAGCUUGCCAGACAUGACACCGCGUCGUCUACUGGAAGUGCAACUCGAUUGUCUGAAGGCCAUUGGGCACUGAACCUCAGUGGCAACUGCUCGAGCUGCCACCAUCACCACAAAUCUGUGCAGGUGCGUGUUCGUGUAUCGGGCGACUCUACUGAGGUCGGCGACGUCCGUUGUGACAAGUGCAAAAAGUUGUGGAUAGCCUUCGGAAAAGGAAAUGUCAGGCGAUUGUCUCUUCUUUCUACGAAAAGCAUAGACCCGGAGUCACUUGAAGCUGAGACUGAGUUCCACGGCGCCCUGGUCCGUAUCAUUAAGGCUGCGAAUUCCAUCGCGACAUUGUCUCCUACUCUUACGGCCAUCCCAGAAGCCGCAUCGGCCGGUCCAUCACGAGAGACUUCUGUACGCUCGACUACUCGUAGUUACAUUCGGCAGCGCUCAAGAGCCAUAGGCAGCGACUCGAGGCCAGUAUUUGCCGACUCCAGCAGUAAAGCUAGAGCGCCAGGUCUCAGCCGGUUGACCAGCCAGAAGCAUACGAAAACUGGCCAGCUUCAGGCGUCCAAGGGUUGGCACACCUUCCUUCGUCUCAGACACAAAUUUGUAGCAAAAUUUCGCACGUCGCGAUCCAUUCCUUACGAGCCGCGGAUUCAAAGCGAGGAUUGUUCCGACGAAAGCCAUCAUAGCCAGAUUCAGUUGCCUUUACCAAGAGUUGUAGCGCCUAGUAUAGCACCUUUAUCAUCUCCAGAGGACCGCACAGAAUACCGCGUUGAGAUCGAUGACGAGCCUAACCAGGAUGCUCUCGAUGUCUGUACCUCGUCAACUACCGCCGCGGGUGCGCUAGCUUCGCUUGAAGCUCUCGACGUCCAGGCCAUCCAGAAUUUACACCCAGACAGGCGUUUCGAAUGGGGCCGCAGUCAAUUGGCAGAAUUUAGAGCUCGCUACGCUGGGUCUACCGUCCCGGCCGCUAUCCCUGUCAUGGUCAACAAUGGAACUCAAUCGAGCUCUUCCGAAGACUUGCUGUUACUUAACCGACCGUUUGUCAGACGCCACUCCGCCUUAGCCUACGUCGGAAACACCUUCGGCACUAGUGAGUACUGGGAUGCCUUCCGGGGCAGUACUCUUAACCUUAAUGGUCGCCCACUUAGCAUGAGUGAAACGAACUUUUCAGACGCUGACACCGCUGUUGAACGAACGAGCAUCGCCCCUAUGCCACAUCAAUUAUUCAUUGAGAGCUUGCAACGCGAGCGCCGUGGAUCAGGAUCUUCGCGUCCUCUCUCAAUGCACGGUAUUGUGAACGACUGGCAGCAAGUACAUCGGAACAGAGCGGAGGCUCGUCUAUCGACUGACUCGGCUGCGACUGGAAAUGCUGUCAGGAACAUCACUACGACAAGGGGGCGUGCAAAUAACCGUCUCUCCCGCAGUUCGAUGAAUCGAGUGCCCUCCGUUUAUGGUAUAGAACCACAAACUUCGCGAGUCCAACUCCGAGUGGACGAAGAAACUGAGAAUCCAGAGGCACCAGCACGUGUAGGUUCAUCUCCUUCAUCGCCACCGAUGUCUGGAACCGAUAUCAGUCCACAGGGUUGA